GAGGUAAACCGUCUCUUUCUAUUCGAGUACAUCAUACAGAGGCUAAUAUACUCAUUUUUCUUCAUAAAUUCUUUUGAUAUAUAAUCAUGGCCUGCAAAUCAAAUCCCAAUUUCUUCUUUUUCUUUCUGUUUACCAUUUUCAUCGAAUUGAGAUUCGCCCAGCAGAUUUCGCGUACUGAAAUUGUUCCGAAAGACUGUAAUGGUCGUUGGAUUCACAUCAGAAACCUCCCUUCUCGGUUCAAUCUCGAUCUCCUUUCCAAUUGUUCUGAAUACCCUAUUUUCGAUGAUUUUUGCCCUUAUUUGGCAAAUCACGGCCUCGGUCAGAAGACUCACAAUCGAUCUCAUAGUUGGUAUAGGACAGAUCCUUCAAUGCUUGAAUUGAUUUUGCAUCGCCGAAUGCUUGAAUAUCCAUGUUUAACCUCCGAUCCCGAUUCUGCUAAUGCUAUUUAUCUUCCCUAUUAUGCCUCCAUUGAUGCCCUCAAGUACCUCUACGGCCCUGAAGUUAACUCCAGUGCCGAGCACGGUCUCGAACUUUUUGACUUCCUUCAUCAUAACCAACCGGAAAUUUGGAACCGCCGUGGAGGCCAUGACCAUUUCUUGGUCAUGGCGAGGCCGGCCUGGGAUUUCUCUCAGCCAUUGGAGAACGAUCCCCCGAUUUGGGGCACUUCUUUCUUGGAAUUGCCCGAGUUUUUUAAUGUCACUGCGUUAACACUCGAGGGCAGAGCUUGGCCGUGGCAGGAGCAAGCAAUUCCUUAUCCCACUUCAUUCCAUCCGCCCAAUCUCGCAUUCUUGGAGUCUUGGUUGCAGAGAGUUAAGCGAUCUAAACGCACUACUUUGAUGCUGUUUGCUGGUGGGGGCGGCAUCUCGACGACUCCUAAUAUCCGUCGGAGCAUCCGGGACGAAUGCAAAAACAGCACCGAUGGCGACUACACUAGCAACUCUGGCAGUGGCCGCAAUAGGGAUGGCAGUCCAUAUUCGAACUUGUGUGAAGUUGUGGAUUGCUCUAAUGGAAUAUGUGAGCAUGACCCUGUUAGGUACUUGAGGCCAAUGUUGCAGGCAACCUUCUGCUUGCAGCCACCGGGAGAUACCCCGACACGGAGGUCGACUUUCGACGGGAUUCUUGCUGGGUGCAUACCGGUGUUCUUCGAGGACCUCUCGGGGAAAUCCCAAUACAAAUGGCACUUACCAGACAAAGAGUUUGAGGAAUCCACAGUGACAAUACCCAAAGAAGAUGUGGUGUUCAAAGGGGUGAAGAUUUUGGAUGUGUUGAUGGGGAUUCCUAGAGCGAGGAUCAGAAGGAUGAGGGAGAAGGUGAUCGAGUUGAUUCCUAAAGUGAUGUAUAGAAAGCAUGGAAGUUCAUUGGGUUUAAGAACAAAGAAAGAUGCAGUUGAUAUAGCCAUUGAAGGAACACUGCAGAAGAUUGGUAUGAGAGUGCAAGAAUUGAAUUUAGAGUAACAAAUAGAUGUUGGUUUAAUGUUAUUUGUUGCUAUAGAGUUGUCUUCACGUCCUUUUUUGGCUUAAUUUAUGUAAUUAUCUAUUAAUUUUUUGCCUUGCAUGCUUGGUGAAUAAGAGAAUUUUGAGCAGAACUGUGUGGA
Molecule: messenger RNA, 1594 nt
Organism: Cucurbita pepo subsp. pepo (vegetable marrow)
Lineage: Eukaryota; Viridiplantae; Streptophyta; Magnoliopsida; Cucurbitales; Cucurbitaceae
Product: Exostosin family protein
Molecular function (GO): glycosyltransferase activity
Source: RefSeq, a predicted model, not a curated record